Cotesia congregata is the source of this 492-nucleotide messenger RNA. Lineage: Eukaryota; Metazoa; Arthropoda; Insecta; Hymenoptera; Braconidae. The record is from the annotation of a GenBank genome assembly.
AUGUGUAUUAGACCUGUGAUAUUAUACGCGUGCCCAAUAUGGAGUAAUACUUGUGAUACUAAUUAUAAAAGACUGCAAAUAAUACAAAAUAAAUGUCUGAGAAUGAUCAUCGAUUCAGAACCUGGCAUAUCUAAUAAAAAACUACAUGAGUUAACUAACAUUCCAGAGCUUAAAGAAUUAGUUCAUAAACAUGCAACUAAUUUUUAUAGUAAAAAAUUUAAGAACAUCAUCAUACUCCAAGAAGUAUGUAAAAUUAGUAGCAACUCCUGGCUCAAAUAUAAAGUGCCAAAGCAGUUCCAGCGACUAGCGAAUAGUCUACAGCAAGCGCGCAAGGCUUGCAAGCGUAGUGCAACACGGAAAAGCAAGCGAGCAAGGCUUGCUUAUUCCCAUCAACCGAGUACAGCUACUUACUACGGACCAUCUCAUCGAUACGGACCAUCUCAUCGAUACGGACCAUCUCAACUGUCAAGAGCGUUGUUAUUCCAGCUGUAA